AACAUUACUCAUCCCCCCUUCUACCUUGUUUAAAGUUGUUUAUUAAAACUCUGUAGGAACCAGGAACUGAGGAAAACAACACAAAACAAAUAUGGAAAGUAUUUGAGGUUGUUGAACUUUUUUGUACAAGUGAAAAUGGGAAAGAUUGAAUGGGCAAUGUGGGCAAAUGAGCAAGCCGUUGCCAGCAGUAUUAUUGUUUUUGUCGGUGGAGUCCUGAGUUGGAUUGGGAAAUUUAAAAGAUGGCAAAUAUCAAUUUAUGCUGUAAUUGCAAGCUUGCUCAUAUUUCUUAUGGAAUAUCCCAGAGGAAGAAGAGAAACAGGAAAGACGAAACAAAGAUUUGCACAGAAAUUUUUAACACCUGUCGUUAAAGCCUUGGGUCUGUUUGGAAGAAACUAUUAUUUUCGCUUUGUUUUGUAUCUUGGGUUGUCGAUCCCUUGUGGAUUUCUUUUGUCAACAAUCAUUGGUGGUGCUUGUCUGUGCAUUUCAAGCAUAAUUUAUCUUAAAGCUGCCAUUGCAGGGGAAGAAUGGAAACCUUGUAUAGUUGACUCUCAAGCAAACAAAGAAAAUAUUUCUACACUUCCAGAAGCACCAAAUCAACCUCCACCACGUCAACACCAAGUCACCAGAAGUAAUGACAACUUAUAUGAAAAUGUUGCGGUUACUACUGGCUAGUUUCAAUAACUGCGUAGUACAAAAUAAUUUCUUUCUUGUUCAACAUGCAUAUAAAGUACUUUUAUCAAUAUUAAACAAGCAUCAUGCUUGUUUGUUGACACAAUUUUUUUAUAAAAAAUUUUGUUGUUAUGUAUUAUAUAAUAAAGCUCAGUGCUCAGCUCUAA
Messenger RNA from Xenia sp. Carnegie-2017, 836 nucleotides. Its product is annotated as cytochrome b-245 light chain-like. Gene Ontology annotation, cellular component: NADPH oxidase complex. Gene Ontology annotation, biological process: superoxide anion generation. Gene Ontology annotation, molecular function: heme binding. The transcript has 5 exons. The coding region runs from base 136 to 672 and encodes 178 amino acids. NCBI's taxonomy places the organism in Eukaryota, Metazoa, Cnidaria, Anthozoa, Malacalcyonacea, Xeniidae. The record is from RefSeq and is a predicted model, not a curated record.